Podospora pseudopauciseta is the source of this 312-nucleotide messenger RNA. RefSeq lists its product as uncharacterized. Bases 1 to 312 code for a protein of 103 amino acids. NCBI's taxonomy places the organism in Eukaryota, Fungi, Ascomycota, Sordariomycetes, Sordariales, Podosporaceae. The record is from RefSeq and is a predicted model, not a curated record. The transcript is spliced from 4 exons.
AUGUCUGCUGCUCUGCCUGCCACCACAGUAUCCAUACCACCCCAACUGGCAGCCAACAUCGAAUCAUGGGGUGUGACGCACGCGCGGUUUGUAUCUGAUGGAGUGUCUACCUACAUAAAACCCACCCACGGCCAUCGAGGAAUGAACCGACAUCGAACUUUCAAACUAUAUCUCACAUGGUCGAUGGCCGACCCGAUAUCGAUCCGACCAGGCGUACAACAAAUCUUAUGGCAAAGAUCUUCAAGUUCUCCCAACACUCGCAUCGUAGAAUCUCCCCCUGAUCUGAACUAUCCUUCAACGGGACGGGUUUAA